Molecule: messenger RNA, 881 nt
Organism: Aureobasidium vineae
Lineage: Eukaryota; Fungi; Ascomycota; Dothideomycetes; Dothideales; Saccotheciaceae
Source: the annotation of a GenBank genome assembly
ACAUGCUCACGAUGGCAUCCGUAGACAAGCCCCACGCAGCUCCCCAACCCGCCUACUUACCGACAGCAGGCAGCAUCCUGAACGCAAAUAAAGACUUCUACGACUCCCUCGCCAACAGCAAAUCCAGAAUCCUCAAGCAAACCAUCGAUAUCCCACCACGAUCAGCCAAAGCCUGGAAAGUGCCUGCUGGAAGCAUUGUGCGCUUCUCAACUCCAGAAGGACCCCAAGUCGGUGACUUGAACAUCUGGAACCUGUCAAACCCACGCGAGAGGUUUUGGGCAGCUCGAACCAGACAGUUGCAAGCUAGCCAUGUUACUGUCUAUGAUCGUCUUUGGAGUUGCUUGCCGUAUCUGAGGCCUAUGGUGACGAUUAUCGCGGACUCGUUGGAGGAUUAUGGCGUGGACCAGUGGGGUGGCAGGUGUCAUGAUUUACUGGGGACUCGCUGUGAUCCCUAUGUGAACACGAUGCUCACUGGCGAUCAAUACGACUAUCAUUGUCAUUCGAACCUGACCAGAGCUGUANNCGAGUUUGACGUCCACGAUGUCAUCAACAUCUUCCAAGUCACCGGACUGAACGCCGAGGGCAAGUACUUCAUGGAGCCCAGCCCAGCCAAAAAGACUGAUUACCUCGAAUUNUUUGCUGAACAGGAUGUGUUGAUGGCAUUAUCCGCAUGCCCUGGCGGCGAUCUCAGUGCUUGGGGCUGGGGUGAGGGCGGCGCUGGGGAGGAAGGAGAAAAGAAGAGCAUGUUGGAUUGUUGUCGACCUCUCAGAGCUGAAGUGUACAGCUUGGACGACGAGUCAUUGUUGAAGGGCUGGACACAAUUCGAGCCACCAAAGUACGCUGGACUCCACGGUAUGAAGGUACCAAUUGGGGAGAACGUA